AUGGAUGUGGAAAGCGACAAUGAGCUACUCACCAAGGUCGCCGCCGACGGCACACUGGAUUCACAAGUUUCUGAGCAGGAACAGAUUGCUCGCGAAGAGUUCUCGAUACCGACCCUUCCGCAUCCGAAACCCGCCGCCCUCCCGCCCACCGAUUCCCAGGGGCGCCUCGCCUCUCCCAUGCCAUCCUCGCCACUGGCCUCCCAAGGCACGGACAUCGCAACAAAAGGCUCACCUGAACCACCUGCGAAGCAACAGGUUCUGCAACCGGGCGAGCUUCCCACUCAGCUCGAUAACAUGCUCAAGCACAUCACUGCCCAUUUGCAAUCCUUCACGACGUCGCCGCCCCAUACGAUACAACGGCUCGCCGAGUUGGUAUUGCGCCCUCGCGCACACUACAGAGCCUUGAGCUCCUAUCUACACGCAGUAGACAGGGUAGUGGGAGUCACGUCCGGCGCGAACCAGUACCCUCUCCCACUGCCCGAUAUGGCUGGCACCAGUGGCGCAGAGAGCGUGACAUGGGGCAACCCGACGACGGCGGCCGCGAGCUUGGGGAGUGAUGAAGCCCUCGGCGGAGCGCUGUUGACGCCCAUCCCGUGGGUGAAGUCCAAUCAAACACAGCAGCAACAGCCCACGGAGACGGAGGCGCGAGGCGGUACGGGUGCCACGAUUCACAGCGAGAGUACAGAGACAAUCGAUGGCCCGAACGGCAUGGGCAGCAUCGAGACAGUCAGUGUCAGCGUUAACGGGGUACACUCGACUGGUCACGCGCGGGCGAUUACGCAAGGUGAGCUUUUGCGUCAAGAGCAGCGGGCUGGUGUAAUACCAAUGAGUCAACUCCACCGGGGUACAAGGAGGGCGCAACAGGCUGCGGUCAGCGAGCAGGACGAGGGCAGCGGCGGCGGCGAUGAGGACAAUGGCGAGGAGCAGCCCACUGACGAGGAUGCGAAGAAGGACACUGACGAGAACGCGGCGCCCACCGAGGACGGGGACGAAGAAACACCGCAUGCUAGAGGGCCUGAGGAAAUUGGCGUCAACGACACGGGCCCGCAGGGUGUGAGCACGAGCUACAUAGGGGAGGACGGGCUGCAGAUGCAAGGGAUCGAUGUGGAAUCUGCAGUGGGCCGAAGACAUGCCGAGGACGAUGCACCAGAGCAACCAGCGGCCGAACGAGCCGCGAGCCCAACAACAUCCGAAGUAUCAGGGACGAAGCGGGAGGCCGAGGACGAGCCACAAGAGCCGAAAUCCCCAAAGAAAUUGAAGGACGGCGAUGAUCACGAGAAGGGGGAGAAAGAAGGGGAGGCUAAGGAUGCUGAUUCCAUGGAUACGGAGAAAUAA
Messenger RNA from Emericellopsis cladophorae, 1335 nucleotides. RefSeq lists its product as uncharacterized. Lineage: Eukaryota; Fungi; Ascomycota; Sordariomycetes; Hypocreales; Bionectriaceae. The transcript has 2 exons. Bases 1 to 1335 code for a protein of 444 amino acids. Gene Ontology annotation, cellular component: cytoplasm; protein phosphatase 4 complex; nucleus. Gene Ontology annotation, molecular function: protein phosphatase regulator activity. Gene Ontology annotation, biological process: protein dephosphorylation. The record is from RefSeq and is a predicted model, not a curated record.